UUGAUUGCACCUGUGUCUCAUUGUCUCCCCUACCUAAGUAUAUUUAGUCCGGGUUCCCCACCCUUUGUUCAUUGUUGGUUUGUUGUCCUUGUCAUGUGCAUUUUCCUUUGUACUUUGUUCCCAUGUCAAGCAUCCUGGCAUGUCUUAUCUGUGAGUUCUGUUGAGUUGGUUCUUUGUUCUCUUGGACCUUACCUGGAUUAUGGACUUUUGAACUUUGCCUGCUCCCUAUUGGAUUUGUUUGCCUAGUAGGAGCGAUUCCCUAGUUUUGACCACUGCCUGCCGGAAACACGUGGUCACACUCCCUCAGAACACCUUGGGUUGGAGGGUACAGACUGUUCAGAAGUUGAAGUAUUUCAGUGUUUGCUGAAAUGACACCAGGUUCAAACCACAAACUGGCAAUCUCAAGGAAAGGUAUUGAAAGGAAUUGCUGCAUACUGUGCAGACAACAGAAACCCAGAUCUGAGAGGAUCUGCCACUUUUCAGGGUUAAGGACAAAGGAUCAGAGUCAAAGACAUACAAAAUCACCCUGCCUUAGGACCUGUCUGACGUUUUGCUUCAAGGACCGUGCGAGGAUGGAGCAAAGGGAACCACCAGUGGAUUCUCAUGCUGAAGGGACUGAAGGAAGACUCAGAGAACUGGCUUCUCAGUGGUUCAUUCAGACUCAAGUGCCACUCAUUGUCCACAACGGCUUCUUCCCCACUUGGUUCCUGGGCUUCAUCACAAGAAAGGAUGCUGAAGAAAUACUCAGAGAAAAGGAGCUGGGUUGUUUCCUGAUCCGUCUUAGUGAUAAGGCCAUCGGAUACAUACUGUCUUAUAAAGGCAGGGAUCGAUGUCGACAUUUUGUGAUCAACCAAAGUGAAUCAGGGCAGUUUGUAGUCUGGGGAGACACUGAAGGACAUGAGACAGUCUCUGAUCUCAUAGAAUACUACAAGACAAGCCCCAUUCAGCCGUUUGGAGAGUAUCUGACAACCUCAAGUUUUGAGGCACUGAAUGAAGAGCUGUAUGAUAUCAUCCAGGUUAGCCCUAAAGAACAGCCUGUGGCCACUGUCAGAGCUGUAAAGAACACGCGAAAACAACAGAUGAACCCGGCUCCAGAGCAGCCACCUACACGGCCACCAAAGAGCAACAGGACAUUAGAGGAAGUACCACCUUUGCCUCGGAGGAGCAGGCACCUUGACAGUGGCCCCCUGAACGACCAGGACAGGGUUUUGUAUGCUCAGCUCAAGAAGCAAUCACCUAGGGAGAUACCAAGAUUCCAGCACGUCUGUCAGGACGAUUCUCCUGGAGAUAAUCCCAGGAGGGGUGAGAGAUCCACAACCCAGGCUCAGACCACAAGCAGGUGUAGUCCUCCAUCUGGAACGGACUCUAUUUACUCUGUGCUCGACCUGCUGGACAGCAAGAGCAGGUCUCUACCGCUUCUGAACAACAGCUCUGAAGGAGAGCAGCCUUACAGGCUGAGUGCACCCCUUCACACGCCACAGAGACUUUCCCCCAAGCCCUUCAGACAAGCCACUUGCUAUAGCCCACCGCCAGAGAAGACAGACUCAUGCAGCAGCCACAGCCUGGAAUAUAUGAGUGACAAUACUGUCUAUCACCUGGCUGGCAGGCCUGGUAGCCCACACACAUCGUCUGAUAUGAGAAUGUCAUCAGAGCAGCAGAGUGAUUCAGUGUAUGCUGAGGUCACCGGUGAUGCCCUCAUUGGCCGCUUCCCUCAUGACAAUACAUACGAGCUGCUUCCUGGCCACGAGGACGCAGCCAAACCUAAACCCAACCGUCUGGAGGACAUCAGACCCAAACACAACCACUCAUCCUUGGGGUUAAAGAAUGAUAAAUGGAAAUGGCUGUUCCCUGAGGUCAAGAGGAAAUGGUGAAGAGGUUACCUUACCAGCUACUAAAGAAAAUGUUCACUAAUUUUACUGACACUACAGUGGUCCUGCCAUAAUACACACUGUGAAAGCUUCUGUUAUAUAUUCAACAUGGGCUUACAUGCUCAUAGCUAUUCAAAUGUCUUAUGUAUUUUUUGCUUUUAAUGUAAUUAUUUAAAAACGAUAAUGCAUUUACAUUUUCUUUUCCACAUGUAAGCCAAUGAGCUAAACAAAAUAUUGUAUACUGAAAUUUUGAGAAAAAUGUCAUUAAACACAAAUCCAUAAAUGAGAUUCAAAAAGGAAAACUCACAACUCUUCUUUCUCAAAUGAUUUUAUCGAUUCAACUUCAGAGAGAACAGGUACUUUAUUAUCUUCUAUCAUCUGUAGCUCUUUUACUGUCUAAUUAUUGUUUUAGAAGUAGUCACUAAAACAACAGUAACUAAUACUUCAAAGGCCUUUCUGUGUACUUGAAUGCUUUACUUGCUCAGUUAUCUAAGCAAUUAAAUACAGGAACAGUUGCUGUACAAUUUUAUGCAGAGGUAAAGAAACAAGGUGUUUCCCCUGCAAGUGUGGAAAUGCAAAUCAGGACAUAUUAACCCACUAAAAUAUCAAAUCAUUUGAAAGAUCAACAAUAUUGACAUUUGUCAUUUUCUUUCACAACUUAAAUCUAGAUGAUAAAGUGUCACUGGAAAACAGAAGGAAAUGUGUUAUAACAGAUAAACAAGACGGACAAAACAGACAUAAGAUGCUAAGUGCCUGAUUGUGUAUCACUGGGUUUGUGCACCUGUGAAUAACACUCAACAAAAAAAGUCCACUUACUUCUUCUGGAGUUUUUAGCCAUAUCUCAUGGCCCUCAUCAGCGGGUUGAGUUUGCUCAGUUAUCAUGGAGAAUUAAGUAUUUAUAAAUAAAUACUUAAUUGCUAAAAAAAAAAGAUUAAUCAAGAUAAAUACUUCAUAAUUAAUUUUCAGAUAGAAUGGGGAGACACGUUUUUUUUUUUUAAUAUGAUCUGUUUAGUCAGUUUUUCAUUAUCCGUUUAUACACAUCCGCUUAUACACCAGUUAUGGAGGAGUUAUGGUUGUUGACAAAUACAUUAGACACUUAACAGUUUCUCUGUCUGAGCUUGCAACUCUAUACUGCAGUGACUGUGUGUUAUGAACAAUUUAUUGUUAAUAUACUGCUUAUAAAUGCUGAAUAGGGUAGGGUUAAAAUAAAGUAUCACUGUCUUGUUGUUAACAAUAUAUCAAUUUCAAGAAAAAGUAAAUAUGCAGGAAACAUUGAUACAGUACACAGCAGCACCGACUUCCACAAGUAUCUCUUUGUCUGCCAUUGAGCAGUUUUUAAGGCCUCCACUGUCAUCACACUGUGAAAGCUUAAGGCACCAUCUUAAAUCAGAUCAAAUUAAAACAGACAAGGUCCCAUGGAGUGACAUCAGCGUGAGUUUCACACACUGUUUGGCCGCUCUCAACCUCAGAAACAGUUCCUUACAGUAAUGGCUGCUUUACAGCCCCAGUAUCACAUUGCACCAGAAGCUUCUCUGCAGGAAUCAUAAUUAACAGAUGUUCUCUGUGAGACCAGUAAUUAAUGAAGCCACACAAUCAGCACUGUAUUACCCUGAAUAUUUGAUACUGCCCUCAUAAAGGGAACUGGAGAUAAUGGAAUGAUGAAUUAACUGGCUGCUCUGAUGACUGCACACUGUUUAACUGACUUCAACAUCCUCCUCUUUCAGGCAAAAUAAGACUCAAUAUCAACUUUUAAUUUUUCAUAGAUGGCAGUGUCCGUGAGAGAAAUUAUACCAUCCACCAACGUGGCUCUAUUUUCUACAUUCAUAUUUUCGUGUUAAUCUGCAUGCAUGUUUUUUUUGUCUGCUGUCUCACACAAGAUCCAGCCUGAACAGUAGACUAUCACACAAAAUGUGUUGCAGUGUUUGUUAUUUCCAAUAGCUAACAGGAAAGAAACUGCCUCCUCAACAACACACUUGAGAAAAAAUGGUCUAGGUCUGUGCUGGUUGCUUGUUAUGUUAUGUUGCUUUGGCCUUCAGCUAGUGUCAGUGCCAAUUUCUACUUUGUAACUGCUCUGUAUUUCUCAGACUCAGCACCAAUAAACCAGGUCAUAUUUAUUUAGCAGCCAUUGCACUUGGUGGCAAAAUCAUAAAGAUGACUCAGAUGUGACUGUUAGCAGAUGCACAGCCUGAACAUCUUAGUGACUGAUAACAAAAUGUUCUGCGUAUGUGGCUCCCCAACAUCCACUUGCACAGUAUGACUCACUAGUACAACCUGAAAAUAUGAACUGUACAUAAACCACACAGUACGCUCCACAUGUACCUGAUGCAAAUCUGUACCCUACAGCCCAGAAACCAGGACCUGUUAAUCGUCAACUGACACAACCAAGGCCAUUUUCUCCAGCUCUCCCGUUGAGAUUAACUGUGUGUGCAGGAUGUAAUCAUGCUUCCGAGUGCUGAAGCAGCUCACUCCUAAUGAUCACAUCCUGCUUAACAAGUUAUUACAGCUUAUAUGAUGGGCUAUGCAGAGGCACCGUCAUUUCCUGAUCUUUACUGUGCACACUGCUUGAUCAUCAUGGGUGGGUGGGUUGAGUUGAACUGGUUAUAUGAACGGGAUAUUACUGAACCCAUUAAAGUUGCAGGUCAGGCUAGACACUUGAAAUGAUUAGUUUCUGGUUAACAGACAGAGCGCCUAUAUUUAAGGAUUUUUUCGGGAUUUUUCAAUGACAACAAUAAACCUCUCAAAUGCAUUCACACAAAGUAAUUCACUCUGAACACAGAAAAAAAAAACAUUUAUUCAAAGUAAGACAAAUACCUGAAGUCACAUAAAAUACUGUAACGUGUAUCCAAAAGAUGGCUGUAUGUAAUAUCUCAUGAUAUUGGCUGAGGCAGAAGAUGAAAGCUACCAAAAUUUGUUCAGAUGACAGAGCCCUUCAUUUAACUGGAGAACAGUAAGAUGUGAUUGUCAUCAUGUCCCAGUUCCACAAACAAAAAAUACAACCUAAAAUGACUAAAAGCAAUACACUGCAUGUACAAAUAUUGCAUAGCUCAUAUAAAAUAUCUGUAUGCCCUUCAUGCCAAUGCUGUGUUUUCAUUCACUUCAAGCUUUGUCCUUAGCCUUAUAAAUACUAAUUAUCUAGUGUGUCAUUGUAGGAAGACUUCUCUGGGGGUAUCUCAUGUGCCGUAUAGGUAGAUAUGCAUUUUAUGCAUUCUUGAAUGUGCUCAAUAAGCAGUAAUCCAGAGUCUGGCUAAUUUCGAACUUGUUUCAUUGACCAUUUUUCAACCUUAAAAUGUGGAAAGAAUAGCCUUUUCUCCCAACAAGAGACCAAUCAAGGUCAAGCCCUUUUAUAGGUGGUGAAAGGAAAAUACAUUUUCAUCUACAGUAAAGAAAAUCAGGAUCCAGGAUUCAGUAUUUUGCUUUUUAACUAAGAGCAGAUUUCACUGAGGCCGGAGAGGACUGAUGUAUGAUUUUUUUGACGAUGGGAGUGGGAGACAGGCACUGUGCUGUGGCCAGGACAGAGUGCAGGUAGAGUCCUGAGGUUCACCACACUGCCGACCUUGGAAACUUUCCACGGAGCCCUCUCAGAUUCGUAUAUGGAAGGUACU
Messenger RNA from Siniperca chuatsi (mandarin fish), 5470 nucleotides. Its product is annotated as SH2 domain-containing protein 7-like. The transcript is spliced from 9 exons. The record is from RefSeq and is a predicted model, not a curated record. Gene Ontology annotation, cellular component: cytoplasm. Bases 369 to 1871 code for a protein of 500 amino acids. Lineage: Eukaryota; Metazoa; Chordata; Actinopteri; Centrarchiformes; Sinipercidae.